AGCUCCGGCAUUGUUGAUAAUUAUAUACUGAAACACGUAUGCCUUCGUCCAAUUGGAUGAAUUGAUAUUAUAGCCAAAGGCUUUUUAAAUAACACGCCAGCACAAUCGUAUAGAGCGUAAUUUACACAAAAUGUAUAUGCGGUGGUUACAUGCUGUAAUGCAGUUGCUUAACGAUAGUUUAUUUCAUUUAUAAGUUUAAGUAGGUACUUUUAUAUUUAUAUGCAUAUAUAUAAUAUACUCUGUACACGUAUUAUUUUGAUAAUUUAAAAUUGGUAACCUCGUGCGUUUUUUCACUUCAACAGAAACCGCCGUGUACUUUUGGUAUAAUGAGGUUGCAAUGGUUUAUGCGCGUCUUCGCAUUUUUUGCUUUCGUAUUGUUAGUGAUGUCUAUGAUUCAAAGAUUUAAAUAUAACCAAGAUAACUCUGUCAUUGAAUCUAACAGCCAAAAACUAUCCAAAUGUAUACAGACCCUACAAAACCUGCGGUUGGCCAAUGUCAAAUUGAACGCUGAAUUGGACAACUUGAAUAAAAAAAUAAGAAACCAGCAGAGAAUAAAGGAAUUAAGGGACAGUGAACCAAUCACCCCAUCUAAAGAAUACGAGGUUCUACGACGCCGUAUAUAUUCAAACACUAAAGAAUUUUGGUAUUACGUCAAUUCUGGAUUGAAAUCAUUGAAUAAAUCGAUGAUUGGCGUAGAACGUAUUCAUAAAAUUAAAAAUAUUGUCGGCGAACACUUUAGAUCUUUAUUGAAAGACGUUUCUGGACUGGCUGAAGUCGACAACUACUCGAAGUGGAGACAACAGGAAUCCGAAAGUUUAAGUAUUUUAGUUCAAAGCCGAUUAGAAGAAAUACAAAACCCACCCAAUUGGUUCACAGCAAGACAGCUAGUGUGCAAAAUUGAAAAGUUUUGUGGGUUCGGUUGUCAAUUACACCACAUUGUUUAUUGUUUUAUCGUCGCGUACAGUACUCAAAGAAUGUUAGUUCUGGACUAUCAUAAUAUUGAAGCCUGGAGGUAUGGUGAAGUAUGGCCAAAUAUUUUUCUUCCAUUUGGAGACACGUCUACUUUAUUAAAAAACAUAUCAGUUGUUAAAUGGCCAGGCAACCAAAACUCUCAAAUAGUUUAUUUACCUCCAAUUGACUCAAUUCACCCAAGACCUUAUUUUCUACCACAAAUGAUACCCGCUGACUUGGCUCCUCGGUUAACUGUCUUGCAUGGAGAUCCUAUUGUCUGGUGGAUAGGUCAGAUUCUUAAAUACAUGCUCCGACCACAAUUAUCAACUAUUCAUAUUUUAGAUGAUUACGCAAACAAACUCAAAUUCCAAAAACCUAUCGUCGGAGUACACAUUAGAAGAACAGACAAAAUCAAUAGUGAAGCUAGUUUACAUACGCUAGAUGAAUAUAUGGUUCACGUCGAAGAAUAUUAUAAACAAAAAGAGCUGAGUGGUAAUGUUAGCCGGAAAAGAAUUUAUUUAGCUACAGACGAGCAAACUUUAUUUGAUGAGGCCAAACGCAAUUAUCCUGAGUACGAAAUAAUCGGUUCUGAUGACAUAUCUAGAACAGCGUCCGUGAAAAACCGAAAAUCUAAAGAAGCUUUAAUUGGUAUAAUUGUUGACAUACAUUUUUUAUCCCUCAGUGACCACUUAGUAUGUACUUUUUCGUCACAGUUGUGUCGCGUAGCUUAUGAGAUAAUGAACAGUCUCUAUCCCGAUGCAUCAAGUCGGUUCACAUCAUUAGACGACAUAUAUUAUUUUGGUGGUCAAGCACAUAGAAUAAACGAAGCCGUGUUACCACAUAAGGCUAAUGGACCGGACGAAAUAGAUCUGCAAGUAGAAGAUCAGAUUUUCGUAGCUGGAAAUCAUUGGAAUGGUUAUUCUAAAGGCAGAAACUUAAGAACGGGAUUACUAGGCCUUUAUCCUACAUUUAAAGUCAUUCCGAAAAUCGAAACAACGACAAUUAUAGAUACUGAAACAAUAAUAUCACAAGAUGGUAAAAAUAAAAAUAACUAAAUGCACUCAACUGCACCGAUACCUAAAGGUAAUUUUAA
Molecule: messenger RNA, 2044 nt
Organism: Acyrthosiphon pisum (pea aphid)
Lineage: Eukaryota; Metazoa; Arthropoda; Insecta; Hemiptera; Aphididae
Product: alpha-(1,6)-fucosyltransferase-like
Exons: 10
Coding region: 327-2006 (559 amino acids)
Biological process (GO): protein N-linked glycosylation
Molecular function (GO): protein binding; alpha-(1->6)-fucosyltransferase activity
Source: RefSeq, a predicted model, not a curated record